AUGCAAAUAUGCAAGAUAUCAUACAACUUGACUACGACCAACAUAGCUGAAUCUAUCAACAAAGUGCUUUCAGAUGAAAGGAGUUUGCCGGUUGUAAGACUUAUAGAAGCAAUUAGGCAAAUGAUGAUGCGCUGGUUUUCGUCACGUAAGAUUGAUGCAAAUUCAAUGAAAACAACUCUAACUCGUGGAGUAGAGAAGCUUUUAGAGGGCCGUGUACCUUAUGCUAAAACGCUGUGCGUGCAACAGAUAGAUAUUCAUCAAUAUCAGGUGUCAAGUGUCUCAUCUACCCACAUAGUGAAUUUGACUGAGAGAAGUUGUUCAUGUCGCAGAUUUGACUUAGAAAAACUACCUUGUGUUCACGCAAUUGCAGCAGCUGAAGCGACAAAGUUAUCAACCAUUUCAUUGUGUCUUCCAUACUAUCUUACAAACUAUCUGUACAACGCUUACUCUGUGGCAGUAAUGCCGAGAUAUGCUGAUACACCAGUCCCUGAUAAUGUCGCAGGAAAAAUUUGUUUGCCUCCCGAGGUUCGCCAACCACCAGGGAGACCCAAAAAUUCAAGAAUGAAGUCUUGGUUUGAGAAAGGUGAAAAUAAGAAACGACCAAGAAAAGAGCACAAAUGUUCGAUUUGUAAUCAAGUUGGUCACAAUUGCAAAACAUGUCCUGUUGGUUAG
Brassica rapa (field mustard) is the source of this 672-nucleotide messenger RNA. RefSeq lists its product as uncharacterized. NCBI's taxonomy places the organism in Eukaryota, Viridiplantae, Streptophyta, Magnoliopsida, Brassicales, Brassicaceae. The record is from RefSeq and is a predicted model, not a curated record. Gene Ontology annotation, molecular function: zinc ion binding.